Messenger RNA from Rotaria sordida, 438 nucleotides. NCBI's taxonomy places the organism in Eukaryota, Metazoa, Rotifera, Eurotatoria, Philodinida, Philodinidae. The record is from the annotation of a GenBank genome assembly.
CCAAUUAAAAAUCCUGAAGCUGAACGUCGACUUGAACAAGCAAGAAAUGAUAAUCGAAGUUUAGCUCAAUUUGGUGAAUAUCGUGAUCCAUUAUUUGAUUAUGUUGGGUUUUUAGGUGGUUCUGAUUUUGAACCACAUGUUGUUGAUAAAGGAAAUAAUCAAAAACAAUUAGAAAUGACUCUUGGCAUGAAAGAUUAUCGACCACAAGAAAUUAAAGUAUCAGUUAAAAAUAAUGAACUUAUUGUUCAAGGUGAACAUCAACAUAAAGAUGCAAAUCGUUCAGAACGAUCAUUCUUCUUUAAAUCAACAACAUUACCACCUGGAACACAAGUUGAUCACCUUCAAUCGCAUUUAACAGCAGAUGGUCAAUUAAAAAUUGAAGCACCAUUUGUUGAACACAAAGAAGCUCCAAAAUCAAUUGAAGGCCAAAAACAUUAA